AUGUAUGCUUUAAAGAUAGUGUUUUUUGUUACAUUCUUGCACGCUUUACGCGGUGAAAUUAAUAAGAACGUAAAUAAAAACGAAAUUCAAGCCCAGAAACACAAGUUACACUAUCAUUUUGAAACGUACGAUUACACGACGCUACCCUUCACUCACGCUGAGAGCCCAGUGUGGGACGGAGACAACAACGUACUGUAUUGGGUUGAUGUUUUAAACCAAAACGUAUAUGCACUUAACUAUACAUCGAAGCAACAUCGGCUAAAACACAUAGGCAAGGGCGAAGUAAACAUAGUCCUACCAAUUGAAGGUAGCAAACGGCUGCUCUUAGGAGUACAAGCAUUCGUAUAUUUAUUAGACUGGGAUGAGCCCAACCCCACGGAUUUGAAGUUUAUUGCUGCGUUAGACCAGGGAAGCCCCAAUAACAUCCUCAAUGAAGGCAAAGCUGAUGUACGGGGAAGAUUUUGGGCAGGUACCAAAGGACCACAGCACGGUGACGUAGUAUUAGAAGACCAUGCAGCCCUCUACAGUUUGGAGCAGCCGAUGUUCGAACCACGAGUUCAGUUGAAGCCAGUUUCCAUAUCAAACGGCAUCGCCUGGUCUCUAAACAAUAGCGUUCUGUUUUACAUUGAUUCGGCGACGAGGACCAUAGACGCGUUUGAUUUUGAUGCGGCGAAAGGAAGAAUUAGUAAGCGUCGUACAAUAUUAGACAUCGGCGAAUACAACUUUAUGAAAACGGCCCCAGCGCCCAUUCCGGAUGGGAUGACCAUUGAUAGAGACGGAUUUCUGUGGGUCGCGCUGAUGUUCGGCGGAGCUAUUAUUCGGAUAGAUCCUGAAGCACGAAGAGUGGUGGAGAAGUACAAGUUGCCUGUGACGCGUACCACAUCUGUAACCUGGGCUGGUCACAGUCUUGAGGAACUUAUAGUGACAACGUCGCGGAGGAACAUGGACGCCAAUGAAUUGAAGAGGGAGCCACUCUCAGGCGCCAUUUUUAUUUUGCACAAACUAGGCACUGGUGGCGUACGAACCCAUAAAUUGAAAUUUAACGAUUCAGAUAUUUACUAA
This is a messenger RNA of Leptosia nina, 1062 nucleotides long. NCBI's taxonomy places the organism in Eukaryota, Metazoa, Arthropoda, Insecta, Lepidoptera, Pieridae. The record is from the annotation of a GenBank genome assembly.